Messenger RNA from Melanotaenia boesemani (Boeseman's rainbowfish), 2570 nucleotides. RefSeq names its product xyloside xylosyltransferase 1 (gene xxylt1). Gene Ontology annotation, molecular function: UDP-xylosyltransferase activity. Lineage: Eukaryota; Metazoa; Chordata; Actinopteri; Atheriniformes; Melanotaeniidae. The record is from RefSeq and is a predicted model, not a curated record. The coding region runs from base 231 to 1442 and encodes 403 amino acids. The transcript is spliced from 5 exons.
ACCGUGGUGGGUGUGAUUGGUUGUGCCACAUCUUGUUGCUAGGCUGUUAGCUUGCAGUUGCUGUAGCCGAUGCUCCUGCAUUUUUCACCUCUACCAUUGAAUUAUGCAAAGAGCACCCUGGUUUUAGAACGACAGAGGAAUAUGAUGGCAACUUACCAGUAAUGACCAGCACAAAAAUGAUGACUGUUUUUUCUCUUACAUUCCCAUUUACAUGACACAGGCAGCUAGAUAUGGGCUUUUUAAGACUGGUGGCCAGAAUUAUGGGUAGGAUCAGUACAUUCAGAUCCUAUCAGUUUGUGCUUCUACUGGCUGCUGCACUCGCUGUUGUUGCUUUUUACUACUUUGGCUCAGAGAGGCACAGCUUCUCCAGUACCACAAAGAGGAUAAAGCAGACCCAGGUCAACACAAACAGAAAUGAUGCAGACCUAGCAGUGGACACCAGGAUGUCACAGUUGGCUGGAUCAGAAGAACAAGGAGUAGAGAAACAAGAUGUAGGAGGGGAGGGUGAGGUUUUAGGGUCCAGAAAAGAAAAAGGAAACACUGAGGCUGGUGGUCAUCAUUAUCAUGCACUCAUGAUGUUCACCAAGGUGGACAGGAGCCGAAGCCUGCAGGAUAAAUUUAGAGUGGCCAUGUUGUCUAUGGUGAAGCAUGCACAUUUCCUGGAAGGAGAAGUGUUGGUGCUUCAUUUUGUCAGUGACGAAGCUAGCCAAGAACUGGGCCAGAUGAUGCUACAGGAAUUUCUCCAAGAUGCAUCAUUUCAAUAUGAGGUUUUUUUUCACAAUGUGGUUGAACUCACACAAAAGCUCUUUCCUAUUGUGGAGGCCAUGCAGAAGCAUUUCAGCGCCGGCUCUGGAGCUUACUACAGCGACUCCAUCUUCUUCCUGUCUGUAGCCAUGCAUCACAUCAUGCCUGAAAGUCUGACACGGAUAGUGCAGCUUGACCUGGACCUAAAGUACAAAACCAACAUCAGAAACCUUUUUCAAGAAUUUGAUCAGUUUUCUCCAGGAGCAGUAAUAGGCAUCACAAGAGAGAUGCAGCCAGUCUACAGACACACUUUCUGGCAGUAUCGUAAAGAGAACCCUCAGACCAGAGUUGGAGAGCCUCCUCCUGACGGCCUCCCAGGCUUCAACAGUGGUGUGAUGCUAUUGGACCUUAGUGCAAUGAGGGCCUCGACUCUCUACAACCAGCUCCUGGAGCCCAGCAAUGUUGCCAAACUAGCAGACCAGUAUCGCUUCAGGGGUCACUUGGGUGACCAGGACUUCUUUACAAUGAUUGGAAUGGAGCAUCCUGAACUGUUUUAUUCCCUGGCAUGCGGCUGGAACCGACAGUUGUGCACCUGGUGGAGGGACCACGGAUAUGGAGAUGUGUUUCAGCUGUAUUAUCGUUGUGACGGACCUGUUUAUAUCUACCAUGGAAACUGUAAUUCUCCUAUACCAGACUGAGCUUUGGACUGGUCUGAUACUGGCAAUAAAAAGGAAUUAUGAUUCCUGCUUACUGGGUGGCAGAACUGGAUUUUUAUUUUUGUUUACUUUCAUCAUACCAGUUACAGAUCCUCCCCCUGCUGGCCAAGGGGUAACUCAGUUCUUCAUGCAAAAGAGUAAUUGUUUAAAUGAUCAGUAAUAAUAGUAGAUCCAGCAAUUUGAAUGCAUGUCAGGUACCAGAGAUUACUUGAUAGUGGAUGUGGGAAGAUCAUGCCAUAGAUAAAAGUAAUCUUAUUGGAACAUGUGCAUAUAUUGAUAUGAUCAGUCAGUGCAGUACCAUGUUGGAUGAUGAUACAAAUCUCUCUGUUCAAAAUGUUGCUGUUAAUGUUGUGCUGAGAGAUGUAUCAAUUAUAAGAAGUAAUUUAAAUUCAGUUUCCAGAACUGUAAUUAACAAAGUUCAGUAACAAGGAGAUGUUGAAAUAUUAAAGUCAGCAAAUGUCUUUAAAAUCUAGUCUAUAAGAUGUUUUUAUGGUUUAAAAAGCAUGAGGACAAAACGAGCCUUUAGGACUAUAGCUGAACAUUUUUGCUUUAAAUGUGCAGCGAAUCGUCUAGUGUGGCGCUCUACAGUAAGUUUGCAUAUGAUGUUGAAACUUAAAAGCUAACAAACUAUGAGGAAAAGUUAGUAAAGAAUAGGUGGAGAGCAGACCAUGCAGCAAGGAAUAGUAGCGUUCAACAACCCAUGGGAGGCAGACACAAGCUUUCUCACUUGCUUCUGACCAAACAGGAGCUAACUGUCACGCUAGCUCCAAGAGCACCAAGCUUAAGAGGCUUUGUAACGGCCAACCACUGGAGCUAGCAGAGUGAACACUUGGCACAAAUCAGAGAGUGAGGAGUAAGAAAACUUUGCGCUCUGGGAGUGGUGCAAGUGGAAACCACUAGCUCCAGAAACUGGGCUGGUUCUUGGAUCUUUGAAGCCCAGCAUUACCCCAGCCAUGGGUUGUGCUUUUGAGCUGUUAAUUUCAGGAACUGGACAGCCUAUGAGAUGUGCUAGCUAGGAGUUCUAAGUUAGGCCGUAUUUUGAAGCUAACCCGACCUGAAUUGUUGAAAGCAUAUAAAGUGAAUACAGGCAUUAAAUUGUCAUUUCUUCAA